CCACGCCCCCGUCAUGGCGGGCGGGCGCGUGCUCGUGCACGUGCGGCGCGCGGGGGCGCGCGGGGCGGCGGCGUUCGGGCAGAGUGUCACCGGCGUGUUCUGCCCGGCGCACACGGACGUGGCCCUGGUGAGCUGCGGGCUGGAGCGCGGCCACUUCCUCAUCUCCGAUGUCCCCUUCCCCGGCUCCGCUGUCACCGUCCUCAAGAGACCCCCGUUCUGCCCCGCCAAGCUGGGAGGGGCCACGCCGGGUGACCGGGGGGGACACCCGGGGGUGGCCGCAGCGGUGGCCGUGCUGCUGGAGGCCGCCUGCGGCCACGUCCUGCUGACCCGCCGAGCCACCACCCUGCGCCACUUCCCCAACGUUUGGGUGCCACCAGGUGGGCACUUGGAGCCAGGAGAGGAGCUGGUGGCCGCAGGGCUGCGGGAACUGGCCGAGGAGACGGGGCUGCUCCUGGAGCCCGGGACCUUCUCGUGGCGCCUGCUCGGCCUCUGGGAGUCGCUGUUCCCCCCCGCGCUGAGCCGGGGGCCACCGCGCUGCCACCACAUCGUCACCUACCUGGGCCUGCGCUCGGCCGAGCCCCGCGAGCGCCUGCAGGUGGGGGCACCUCGGGAGGGGUCCUUUAAUGGGUGGGGGUCCUAUAAUGGGUGGGGGUCCUUUAAUGGGUGGGGGGUCCCUUCAUGGGUGGGGGAGUCCCUCUCUGGAUGGGGGGUCUCUCUGAGGGUAGGGGUCUCUCCAUGCCUGGGGCUCCCUCCCGAGGUCGGGGUCCCUCCAAGGGUCCCUAUCGAGGUUGGGGUCCCCCCCCGGGGGUCGCUCCCUCCACGGGGGCUCCAUGCCCAGGCCCGGCUGUGUCCGAGCCCGUGUGAGGUCAGCGCUGUGGCCUGGCUGGAGCCUCUGGUCCUGGAGGCCAUCGCUGCCACCGAGGAUGGAGCCGAGGGACCGGGACCGGGACCGGGACCGGGAUCAGGGUUGGACUCAGGAUCGGGAUCGGGAUCAGGACCGGGAUCAUCCCCCGGAGAACUGCCCGCCACCGUGGGGAUCAUGGAGCUGAGCGCCGGCGGCUUCCAGAGCUCCCAGAUUCCCACCGGGAUCCUCCUGCGCCGGGCCCCGGCCCACGGCCCCGACCUGGAGCGCGUCAGCACCGGCACCAAAUUCGCGCUGGGGCGGCGGCGGGCGGGGCCCGGCCGGGGGGACCGGGAAUAAAUAAAAAACUUCCCGUGGG
Oenanthe melanoleuca is the source of this 1220-nucleotide messenger RNA. It is a transcript of the gene NUDT17, whose product is annotated as nudix hydrolase 17. Gene Ontology annotation, molecular function: NADH pyrophosphatase activity. Gene Ontology annotation, biological process: NAD+ catabolic process; NADP+ catabolic process. Bases 14 to 1201 code for a protein of 395 amino acids. The record is from RefSeq and is a predicted model, not a curated record. Gene Ontology annotation, cellular component: cytosol. The transcript is spliced from 7 exons. Lineage: Eukaryota; Metazoa; Chordata; Aves; Passeriformes; Muscicapidae.